AUGACUCUUAACGCCUUUUAACGUUUUAGUUCAAUAAAUAACUCCCACGAAACGUUGUUAAACACAGAUUAAAUGUCAAAAACUUAACCCGAACCCUUCGGUAACAGAAACACUGUUUUUUCUAACGCAUCUUGGGUAAUGUAGUUUAACUGCCGAUGACGGUUGUUUAAAUCCGAGUGAUGAGUAAUACAUUAACCAGAAGCCAUCGGGGCGAUCGAGCUGCGAUACGCAAGGUCAGUUGCACGGCUGAACGUGUCCGAGUUCAUACCGUAAAUACUGUCAAAAUUAGUGCAGAAAACGAGCUUGUUUUCUGUUGACAUGUUUAUAAUGGUGUCAUAAAGUCUGCGUGUCCCUAUCCGUGUCUUUGUUAACACUGCUUGACCCAGUUUAAUGAUGAUUUUUGAGGUCUAACUUUGCAGUAUUAGUGUAUUGAUGUAACAAACAGUGUAAGGAAAACUGUUUUUUAACGUGAGUGCAAGGGAGUAAAGUUGUCUUUACUCUCAAAAAACCAGUUUUAAACGUUUUUAUGUUACACAAGUUUAACAUUUAAACGUUUUCUUAGUCGCUUCUUAGAUACAUGUAGCAACAGGUGGUAGCUGGAUAAUGAAUAAACAAAGCUGAAUAUAAGAAUAUCAGACACAGUGUGCGUUAGUUUGUGUGUUAAUGUUAUUGGAUGAUUUAUAUAUGUUACAAUUUUACAGGAAUCAUCAUGAAUUACGCUCGGUUUUUGACAGCUGUCAGUGCAGCCAGAAAGCCCUCCCCUAUCAGGAUGUUAAGUAAGUAUAACUGGAAGUCAGCUCUGAUUUAAAAGUUAAUUAUUAUAAAGUCAGGAGUCAACUAAAAAUGAGUAAAAGUGUGAGUUUAAUUAGAGUUAGACACCCCCUCCAGAGAUGAAUGUUGCCGACCACUUGCUUCUCUAGUUAUACCAACUUUAGUAACGACCGCAUGAUAGCAAUACACAGCAGUCUGAGGAGCCAUAAACAAACCUCAACCAAAACGCCACUCUAUAGCCACAAAUAAUGCUCAGAACAGCACCUAACUUCAUCAACAGUACAUAUACGGUCCUAGCCACCAAACAUCUUUUUAGCUUAGGCCAAUCCAUUACUACAGCGGGGUGUCGCAGCUCAAGGAAGAACAUUUAUGAUCAUUUCUUCAUGGAAAUGCGAUCAGACCGAGACGCUAAGACAGAAGAACUACUGUGUCUGUAGUGCAAAAUGAUUAGUAUGAUGAUUAUUAGUUAAAGGAAAUGAUAAAGAAAUUAUCAUAAAUGUUCUUCCUUGAGCUACGACACCCCACUGUCGUAAUGGACUCGCCUGAGGUCUCCGUACAAACAAGUGGCUACGGGAAGAGAGUAGGUAAGUUGUGUUUAGUCGCUUUGCGAAAGAAAUUAGGCAAAGUUAAAAAUGUUUAGUGGCUAGUACUAUGGCUAGGACCCUAUAAGUACUGCUUUCUGAGCAUUAUUUGUGGCUAUAGAGUGCCGUUUUGAUUGAGCACGUGGUUCUCUGUAUUGCUAUAGUGCGGUUUUUACUAAAUUGGUAUAACUAGAGAGGCAAGCAGUUGGCAACAUUCAUCUCUCAAGGGGGGUUGUCUGACUCGGUGUUACGGUGUGUUUGACCCUAAAUUAAUUUUACGUUGGAAUGUCCCUUUAACUUUAUGGGGACCCCUUAGGCAGAUGUUUGCAACAGUGUCACUCCUCCUCCUUUUUAGCCCCACAGCAUGUACAUUUCCCUUAAGGUGUAAACUGACUUUUUAAACCAAACAGUCCCCUAUGUUGCACUGUAAAUACCUGUAAGUUGAAGAGUAGGUUAUUUAAAAUAAAUGCUCAAACAGGGAAGGUUCUGAAGCCAGAUUUGACCAAAAAAGAUGUAAUAAUAUACCCAAGAAAAAGUACUUAUCAGAAUAUAUUCAAAUAGGACAAUACAUGACAAAUGAAAGUGGUUUUAUGUUAUUUUUAACUGUUAAAUGUCCAAAGGGAGGGGGAAAAGUGUCUUGAGUGGACCAUAUAGCAAUAGUGUUCUAGGGUUAAAAAUGACUUUUGGCUGAUUUUAUCUGUUUGUUUGUAAAGCGGAGCUUCAACAGCGCUCACCCCCCUCCCUCAUCUCCUUGGCUGGAGGAGCCCCCAACCCUAACACCUUCCCCUUCCAGUCAGCAUCCAUUAAGGUGAAGAACGGAGAGACGGUGACGUUUGACGAGACGGCGAUGAAGAGAGCUCUGCAGUACUCAGCGUCUAACGGGUGAGGGAAUCCUGAAACUGGUCACCUUUAGCUGCCUGAGUUAAGUAGGACUCAUUCUCCUGUUGUCUGAGUUUGGGGUUUAUACAAAGACAAUUUGUUGAUUAAAGAUCUUUAAAUUUAAUUUAUGUCAGAAAAGUGUGCAGGAUCAUUUUGAGGCGUACAGAAAAUGUAAGUAUCCCAGUUUCUGUUCCUCUAUCCAGAAUCCCUGAGCUGCUGACAUGGAUGAAAAACCUCCAGAAGAACCUCCACAACCCGCCAACUGCCAGCUACACCCCCGAGAAAGGCCAGAUGGACAUGUGUGUGACCACAGGGAGCCAGGAGGGGCUCUGUAAGGUACUGCUGGAAGAACUUUGAGCUUGUAUGAGACGUAUGAGGUUUGUUUUUGGUUCCUCAGACCGCUGUGUUUUGCUAUCGUGCGGUCGUUACUAAAGUUGGUAUAACUAGAGAAGUAAGCGGUCGGCAACAUUCAUCUCUCGAGGUGGUGUCUAACUUGGUGUUAUGUGUGUUUGACCCUAAAUUAAUUUUACACCGGAAUACCCCUUUAAAAUGUCCUGAAAAAGUUCACCUUGGAUUCUGAUCUCGAAAGCUUUUGUACUUUUCAGUCAUUUAGACCCCUCAAAAAAACCUUAAAUGUAAUGUCCUGUAAAUGCUCUGCUAGCAAUGAUCAAUCAGGCAGAUCACAUAAUCAGUCUAAUGUAUUUGAAAUGUUUCAGGUGUUUGAGAUGCUGGUAAACCCCGGAGAUAACGUUCUUCUGGAUGCGCCCACAUAUUCAGGCACACUUGCAGCAGUGAGACCCCCUUUUUUUGUAUUAAAGACAAAUACUGAGAGAAGAACUCGAGCUUCUGUGACUCUAAUUCUGUCUUCUCCUCUGUAGCUCCAGCCGCUCGGCUGCAAUUUAAUCAACGUUCCCAGCGAUCAGCACGGCAUGAUACCUGCAGCCCUGAAGGAGGUUUUGUCUCGCUGGGACCCCUCAGAGGUCCACAAGCCUGGGAGUGACGCCCCUAAGAUCCUCUACACCAUCCCCAACGGGGGGAACCCCACCGGUGCCUCCAUGACGACUCAGAGGAAACAGGAAGUGUACGAGGUUUGUGAAUGAAUCAGUGUCAAACAUCAACAACUUCAUCUGUAUGUAUGAAGCAGUGACUCAGCAGCACCUAAGACUAUGAUAUCAUCCUCCUAUUUUAACAGCUGGCCCAGCAGUACGACAUGCUCAUCAUCGAGGAUGACCCCUACUAUUUUCUUCAGUUUCAAAAGGUUCAUUUAAAGGCAUAAACAGCUUUUGAGUCUCUUUUUUUUUUGCUUCUUAAUUUGGUCUGAAAACCACAAAUGUAUUUAUCCCUCAGCCGUGGGCACCAACGUUUCUCUCCAUGGACGUUGACGGGAGGAUCAUCAGAACUGACUCGUUCUCUAAGAUCCUGUCCUCAGGGUGAGUGUCCAAAUCUCUGUCUGUGUUUGAGUGUGUUGUUUUACUUUAGACGAAGUGUUUGUGCUGCUGACCUGCUGACCUGCUGAAACUCACUGACUUUGAUCUAUCAACAGGGUUUAUAUUUGUACACCGAAAACAUGGUGUUUGAGAUUUUACAAUAAAUGAAACUUUUGAUUGUAUAAAGUCAACAGGAUGAGAUUUAUUUUUCAAUCAAAGUUUCUUACGGGAGCUUUAAAGGGAUAUCCCGGCGUAAAAUUAAGUUAGGGUAAAACACACCAUAACACCAAGUUAGACAUCCCCAUCGAGAGAUGAAUGUUGCCGACCGCUUGCUUCUCUAGUUAUACCAACUUUAGUAACAACGGCACGAUAGGAAUACACAAUGGUCUGAGGAGCCAUAAACAAACCUCAACCAACACAACUCACCUACUCUCUUCCAGCAACUGCUUGUUUGUAGCGACACCUCGGGCCAGCCCAUUACAGACUACAGCGGAGUUUUGCAGCUCAAGGAAGAACAUUUAUGAUCAUUUCUUCAUGGAAAUGCAAUCAGACCGAGACACUAAGGCAGAAGAACUACCGCGUCUGCAAUGCAAAAUGAUUAAUAUGAUGAUUAUUACUUCAAGGAAAUGAUAAAGAAAUGAUCAUAAAUGUUCUUCCUUGAGCUGCGACACCCCGCUGUAGUCUGUAAUUGACUGGUCUGAGGUCUCGCUAUAAGCAAGCGGCUGCUGGAAGACAGUGGGUGAGUUGUGUUUAGUAUUUGUGGCUAUAGAGUGGCUUUUUGGUUGAGUGCGUUGCUCUCUGUAUUGCUAUUGUGCGGUCGUUACUUAAGUUGGUAUAACUAGAGAAGUAAGCGGUCGGCAACAUUCAUCUCUCGAGGGGGAUGUCUAACUUGGUGUUACGGUCUGUUUGACCCUAAAUUGAUUUUACGCCGGAGUAUCCCUUUAAGUCUAAAAAAUCACACUUUAAAAAACUAAUCUUGGACACGACACAAAACGAUCCCUCUCAGCCUCAUUAACUGUCAGGCUGUAGAGAUUGUUUUUACUUCUCCUGCAGCUUCACCUUCAGCUCUGUUUCCCUCUCUUCAUCUCAGGCUGAGGAUCGGUUUUGUGACCGGACCCAAACCUCUGGUAGACCGGGUGGUGCUGCACAUCCAGGCCUCCACAAUGCACACAAGCACUUUCACACAGGUAAAUCAACCUUUAAUUUCCCAAGACCACACCCUGUGUGCUUAGCUGUGCGCUCUUUAAGUUGGUCUGCAAACAUGUUUUAACAGCGAGGAGUCCUUCUUUCAUGUGUUCAUGUGACGAGGAGACUGUCAGCUGUUUUUAUCGACUGGAGGCGGUUUUAAAAGAAGCGUGAAUCUGUUAAUAUUUUUUGGGGGGUGGCAGCUACAAUAAAAACACAUAAAUUAAAGGGUGGAUUAGCCCUUUAAACACUUUUGUCGUGUACAUGUCAGAUAAUUUAGUUUCUAACCUGUCUCUCGCCUCCUUCCAGCUCAUGGUGUCUCAGUUGCUGCACAGCUGGGGGCAGGAGGGUUUCCUCCGACACAUAGACAGGUACGUCCCAAACGGAUCUGCAUGACAGGACCGACUGGUUAAUGACACAAUAACAACACCUGAGAUGACAGUAAGGUGACUGACAUACAGGACCGUGCAGUGGUGAAGGCAAACUUUCCCUUUAUCCGGCAGGGUGAUCGAGUUUUACAGCACACAGCGAGACGCGAUGAUCAGCUCUGCAGACAAGUGGCUCAAAGGUUUGUGCUGAAAAAAAGGUCAAAAACACAAAAAUACUUGGUUUCAUGGCAGGUUAUUGGAUUGUACCAUCGAAACAGGAGCUUUAACACAAAAUCAAGAGUGGAAGCUGCAUCAGGAAGACAUGUGACCAAUACGUUCAGCAAUGUGCAGUUUCUUUGCAACUGUGUAGCCCUAGUUUCACCAUCAUGCAGGAUGUGAAGUUGAUAAUGUCCAACUGCUUUUUAACUGAUUGAUUUUUGACUAAAGAGGAAGAAAAGCGUUAAAAAGUGGCACAGCUGGCACUUCUUCAAUCAUAUCUACAAAGACUCAGUAUCAAGACAGAGAGAGACAGAGUCCAAUCUUGAAAGAUCAGACUCACUCUGAUCCAUCUAAAGCUGUUUUUACGUCACAUCUGUUGCCUUUCUCCUUUUUUCUCUCUAUUCUGUGUGUGUCUGUGUGUGUGCAGAUGUAGCAGAGUGGCACGCCCCCUCAGCAGGCAUGUUCCUGUGGAUGAAACUGAAAGGCAUCGCCGACACUCAGCAGCUCAUUAUGGAGAAAGCCUUGGAGAAAGAGGUCUGAAAUUAAAACUACCCAGAAUGCGGUUUGAUACUCUUUCACUCCGGGUCUGUGUUUGUCAGCAGAUGUUUUGUACCAGCGGGGGGGACACAGGUUUGUGUCUAUGUGAGGUGUAGGAUGUGUGUGUAAAAGGGCUAUUAUGUGCACUGUGAGUGGGUUCAGUUACGGAGCGUUAACCCUCCCACACACACACACACACUCAUAUACUCACAUAAAACCAGCCUUUGCGAAUCCCUGCUACUGGAAGCUCAUUAGACGUGUCUAAACAAGAGCAGGCUUUCCCCAGGUUCACUCUACAAGCGUCUCUCCUCAGAUUCCAGGAUAUUCAAAACUUCUGAUUCUCGUCUCAUCAUCUCUUAUGCCACCCUUUGACCUCUCCCCAGUGCAAGGUGUUAUUCUCAGUCCAGUGUCACGUUUAGACGUCACCCUUACUCCAAGUUUUUUUGGCAACCCAACAUCAGGUCUGAGUUUCGCCCUCAUCUCACAUCACGGCAAAGUCAGGGGCCUGUUCUAGGAAGCAAGUUCAACCUAGCGAGGUAGCCUUGGAGCUACCUCGCUCAACUUAGUGCGGUAGCCAGCGGUCUCGCUAAAAGGUCUUACGACCCUGGUUAUCAACCUCGUAAGUGGAUCCAGUGUCAGAGCAGGCCGGAGAGCGAAGGACCGCGUACUUUACAAACGAGGAGCAGGAGACGAUCAUGAGAAAGUAUGAAGAAUUCAAAUCUAUCAUAAACCUCAAAAGCAACACCGUCGCCGCUGCAAAAGCACGGAAGGAACGCUGGCAGAAGAUUGCCGUUGAGUUCAAUCUGGAACCUAACCUGCCCUGGAGCAAGUUAGCCGUUCAGCGUACGUUGCCAUGGAGACUCGCCUCGCUAAGAAGUGAACCUGUGUCGUAGAACAGGAAACCCCGAAUUUACCCUCGAAGUUACCUCGCUAAGCGGUAAUCCUGCUUCGUAGAACAGGCCCCUCGUGUCGAUGUAAAUCUGAUGUAAGAUGUUAACAUAAUUACAUCAGCUAAACCGUCAAACCACCAACGGGUUCUGACAUCAACCAAACUUGGGGACAUCAGGUUUUGAUCUUUACCAAAUGCCUGACUCAGGUGAUCAAUCACUUGAUUUUAUGUCUCAAAAUUAAAAAGAACUUCAGACUAAAUCAGACCGUGAUCUCCUGUGUUUGUCUGUGUGAAGGUGCUGCUGGUCCCUGGAGGUGUCUUCAUGAUCAACAGUAGUGACCCCUGUCCCUACGUGAGAGCGGCCUUUUCUCUCUCCACACCAGAGCAGAUUGAUGAGGUUUAAACACACACACUUUCACACAGAAUCAAACAUUCACAUACUUUUUAAAUGAGGUCUAAUCUUUCCCGAAUCUUUCAACAGGCUUUCCGAAGACUCUCCGCUCUCAUCAAAGAAGCUUUGUGAUCAGAGACUCAUCCAUCUCUGAGAGAUGCUGUAUUUUAAAUGAACUCUUGAAGGCUUUUCUGUUAGAAUAUCAAAUGGAAUCUGAAUGUAUUUUAUUAAAAGUUGUUAUUUAUGACAAUGUCGAGCCAUAAUCGGUUGUUUCUUAGGUUUGGCUGCAUGUCUAUUGAAGAGGAAUACGCGUAAAGUGAAGGGGCUAAAUGCACUUUUAACAAAGCAAAAAAAGUUCAAUACAAAUCUUUUUAUCAAUC
This is a messenger RNA of Xyrichtys novacula (pearly razorfish), 7627 nucleotides long. NCBI's taxonomy places the organism in Eukaryota, Metazoa, Chordata, Actinopteri, Labriformes, Labridae. The record is from the annotation of a GenBank genome assembly.